CUGCUUUCCUCCCUUUGCCCACCCACCCCUCGUCCUCCGGCCCCCCCCCCCAACAUCUCCCACCGGCCCCCAUGCAGCCCCUCCAGGGCGGCGUCUGAUCCCGGAGCCUUCCCGAUUCCUCGGCGCCCAGCCAUCCUCCUCUUCCUCCCGCCACUCUCGGCCAAAGGACACCUCAAUUCUUGGUUCAUUACAGAGGGGGAUGGAAAAUUCUUCCGUGGCUUCUGCCUCUUCUGAGGCAGGAAGCAACCGGUCACAAGAAAUUGAGGAGCUGGAAAGGUUCAUUGACAGCUACGUUUUGGAAUAUCAAGUCCAAGGCUUGUUGACCGAAAAAACCGAAGGGGAUGAAGAGAACGAGAAAACACAGUCCAAUAUCUCGCAGUGGACCGUUGACUGUAACGAGGAAAUAGAAAGCAGUAUGUCCAGCUACAGAGGCAAGGGGUCAGCACCCCAUAACCAAAACCAGAAUGGCAACAAAAACAACUCUUUGGACAUGUUGGGAACAGAUAUCUGGGCAGCCAACACUCUCGAGUCUUUCAGUGGGGCAACCUGGGAUUUGCAGCCCGAGAAACUUGACUUCACACAGUUCCACAGAAAACUUCGCAACACUCCCAAGCAUCCUCUUCCACAGAUAGACAGGGAAGGAAUUGGCAAAGGAAAAUGUGAAGAAGGAGAUGGAAUCAACUUAAAUGACAUUGGAAAAGUUCUCCCAGCCUGGCAGGGCUGUCACCCAUUGCCACACGAAGCAGAGAUUGCACACACCAAAAAACUGUUCAGGAGGAGGAGGAACGAUCGGAGGAAACAAAGGACUCCUGGGGGAAACAAGCCACAACAGCACUCAGAAAAUCAGCAAGGCACCACCAAGCACAACAAAGAACACCAGAAACCUUCACAAGGAGGAGGCCAAGCGCCACACCCCUCGGGGCGAUGUGGCCACCACGGCUACAGCCAGAACCGGCGGUGGCAUCACAACCAGAAACACUCUCCCAAUGACAAAGAGACGCACCGAAACGCCAAAGAGACCGAGAAUCUGAAAAUAGAGGAUACCUCGGUCUGCACGGUGCACAUCCCUCUGGAGAUGCACCGCAACAACGAUGGCACCGAGAGGCCCUCGCCGCAGUACCUCCAGGAUCCCGAAAGCAAACGGAAGGACAACCUCCACGAACGGAAAAACGAGAGGCCCAAAGUUAACUUGCUGCAGUCUUCCAAGGACAGGCUACGCCGGAGGCUAAAAGAGAAGAUGCCUUGUCUUUCCCUUUUCACGGAUCAGGACGAAGUGGUCGUGGAGUCCACAGACCCACAAAGGAACAAAAUGGACAAAUUAAUUGAGAUCCUCAAUAGCAUGAGGAAUAACAAUAGCAGCGGGGUAGACUCCAAGCUCACCAACUUCAUGGAGGAGGCUCAGAAUUCCACCAACUCCGAGGAGAUGCUGGGCGAGAUCGUCAAGACCAUCUACCAGAAGGCCGUGACUGACCGUAGCUUCGCCUGCACGGCGGCCAAGCUGUGCGACAAGAUGGCUCUCUUCAUGGUGGAUGGCACCAAGUUCCGGAGCCUUCUUCUCAACAUGCUUCAGAAAGAUUUCACAAUGCGGGAAGAGCUGCAGCAGAGCGACGUGGAACGCUGGCUGGGAUUCAUCACCUUCCUCUGUGAAGUCUUCGGCACCAUGCGGAGUAGCACCGGGGAGCCCUUCCGCGUUCUUGUCUGCCCCAUUUACACCUGCCUCAGGGAGUUGUUGCAAUCUCAGGAUAUAAAAGAAGAUGCGGUUCUUUGCUGCUCAAUGGAGUUGCAAAGUGCAGGCCGGCUGCUGGAAGAACAGCUUCCCGAGCUGAUGACGGAACUGCUGGCCACCGCCCGGGACAAGAUGCUGUGUCCCUCGGAGUCCAUGCUGACCCGGUCCUUGCUCCUGGAGGUGAUCGAGCUACACGCCAACAGUUGGAACCCCCUGACCCCCACCAUCACGCAGUAUUACAACAAGACAAUCCAGAAACUGACAGCUUGAAGGCAGCAGGCGGGCACAGCCCAGUGCCGGGAGCAAGACACGCACUUUAAAGAAACAACACAAAACACACAUUGGGAAGCUUCUAAAAGGACGCAGGAGCAGCGCUCGAGUUACAGGGACUGGAGAAGAGACGCCGUGACCGUUCAGUGGUCCGAUUCCUUAAAAAAAGACAACCCCGCAGCAUGUUUUAAGAAUACGUUCAUUGGGGCGAAGCAUGUCUUUUUCCAGUCGCGUCCUCAGGUGCCGCCCCCCCCCCUCUUCCUUUCUUCCCUCUCCUCCCCGCUGUGGUUUUGUUGAAAGCUCCCUUUUAUGCAACCCGCGGCUCAUCGGCUCAACUGUCCCGCCAAGCUAUUGUUGCGGCUCAGGAGGAACAUGGCCGGUUGAAUAGAGACUUGGAGGGCAAGAACGGAUGGUCUCCGAAGCAUUGUAGCAGCUUGCGUUGGCCAACUGGCGGGAGGCAGGCCACAGCAGAUGUCUUUGGGGGAGAGCAGGGAGGAGGGGGGGGGAAAGACCUUUUUCCACCCCAGAUGCUGGUAACUGACAGCUUUUGUCAAGCCAAAAGAACAUCCGCUCUUCAUCCCUCCCCACCUUCCUUUCCUUGUGUCUUCAAAGGUUGGUCUCUUUAGCUGUCCUCUGUGGCUCCCUACCCCAAAACCUCAUUCUAGAUUAGACAUUGAGAAGCGAUAUUUUUUUUCCUGCCCUUUUUUUGGGGGGGGUAUUGGGGGGAAGGUAUUUGCAUUUGCACUGAAUAUUAUUUUCCUUUGUGGGUUCCCCCCCCCCGUUCUAUAAAUAUAUGUAUAUAUAUAUGUUUGUAUAUAUACAUGCACAUAUUCUUAUAUCAGUGCUUCCCAAACUCUGGGUAAAUAGCCUACCGCUGGGUAAAAGUGGGUUUUUCUUUUUGGGUAAAGCUAACACAACCCCAUCACUCAAUCACAGAAGGGACACUGAAAUUGAUUGAAAGGGUUUUUGUGUUUUUGAACCUAUCUUGAGCUGAAAGGACUUUCCGAGAGAUGGUUUUGGGGAAUGAAACAAAAUUUGGGAAGGACUGCCUUAGAGGAGCAGACGGCCUGCUGUUUUCGUUUUUUGACAAAGUGAAAGUCCACGGUGAUGUGAGAUUGCAGAGAACAUGCAAGGAUCUCGAAGGGAAGGGAGCCCAGGCCAAACGCCACUCAAAAAGUAUUAUUGCCAUUAAAAUGUCUUGCCAACAGGUUUGCGGUGAAGAGUCUGACUCUGAACAGACUUGGAUGCAAUUCUCUUCCACAGGGGUCUCCAACCUUGGCAACUUUAAGCCUGGCGGACUUCCAAAUCCCAGAAUUCCCCAGCCAGCUUUGGGGAAUUCUGGGAGUUGAAGUCCGCCAGGCUUAAAGUUGCCAAAGUUGGAGACCCUCUGCUCUUCCACAUGUUCUGAUUUCUAUGAGAAACCCCAGGGCUAUACAGGGUAGUCCUCAACUUGCAACCAUUGGUUUAGCGACCACUGAAAGUUACAACAGCACUGGAAAAAAAAGGACUUAUGACUACUUUUCACACUUACAACUGUUGUGGCAUCCCCAUGGUUUCAUAAUCAACUAGCCUGGGUUUAUGACGGUUGCAGUAUCCCAGGAUGAUGGAAUCGUCUUUCACAGCCUUCUGACAAGCAAAGUCAGUGGGUUAGCCAGAUUUGUUGAACAACUGUGUUGCUUAACAGCUGCAGUGUUUCACUGAACCACUGCGGCAGAUGGGGCAAAACUCACUCACAGCUGUCUUGCUUAGCAACAAAGAAAUUUUGGCCUUAACUGUGGUCGUAGGUUGAGGAUUACCUGUAUUAGCUUUUUUUGCAAGGUUUUUGACCCAAGUGUAAAAACUCUGGGAAUUCCCACGCACCCACAUUUCUGAAUAUCUUGAACCAGCUCUCUUACCAGUACAUCUAAUCCAGAGGUGGGGAACCAUGGAAUUUCUGGGGGCUGAAAUCCACAAAUCAUAAAGGGGCUGUGGUUUCCUCACCCCUGAUUUAGUCAAUGUUAAAAAAAGACGAAAGCAUGUCCCCUCCGCUGGCAUUACGCAACCCUACGUUCCUUAAGUAACUUUUUUUUUUUUCAUUUUAGAUAAGUGUUAUUUAUUUAUUUUUUGAUCAAUGGGGAGCAGUCGCAUCACAACACCAGUGUUACUUAUUCAUUUAGAUCAGCUGGCGGGGAGAAUUCCGGGAAUUGAAGCCUCUGCCUUUUAAAAUUCCCAAGGGAAAGAGACAACUGAUCUAAAUGAAAUAUGCCAGCUCCUCGGGAGCGUUUUAAGGAUUUAAAUUUAAAGCUGGAAAUGUAAUGAAAUUCUGGACUGAACAUUUAAUGUGGAAGGGGAAAAUAUUGUCACCCUGCCAUCUGUUUUCUAAAAUAUCUGAAUGACUGUUUAAAUAUUAACCUAUGUGAUAUCAACAUAUCAACUCUGCUGUGCUUAACACAUUUGGUGUUUCUCAUAUUAAUUAUAAAUAUAUGGAUUGGCUUGAAUUGUGCAGAGAAGCAUACAGGUGGUCCUUGAUUUACAGCCCUUUGUUUUGCGACUGUUACAACCGCACUUAAAAAAAAAGUGACUUAAAACCAGUCCUCACACUUACGGCCAUUGCCACAUAGUCAUGUGUUCAAAAUGUAGAUGCUUGGCCACUGCCAUGUAUUUAUAACGGUUGCGCUGUCCUGAGCUCAUAUGAUCGCCGUUUGUGACCUUCUCAGCCAGCUUCCGAUAAGCAAAGCUGGGGGAAGCCAGAUUCUCUUAACAACUGUGGCAAAAGUGGUCCUUGUUUAAUGGCCAGAUGAUUCACUUUAACAACUGCAGUGAUUCGCUUAACAGC
Molecule: messenger RNA, 4811 nt
Organism: Ahaetulla prasina
Lineage: Eukaryota; Metazoa; Chordata; Lepidosauria; Squamata; Colubridae
Gene: CTIF
Product: cap binding complex dependent translation initiation factor
Exons: 12
Coding region: 200-1996 (598 amino acids)
Biological process (GO): regulation of translational initiation
Cellular component (GO): cytosol
Molecular function (GO): protein binding; translation activator activity; RNA binding
Source: RefSeq, a predicted model, not a curated record